AUGGCGCCCAACGCGGUGGAGGAAGCGGUGCAAUCGAACAGGCCUCCUAGCAGCUCCAGCGGCGUCUUCACCCCCUCCCAAGCCGACGAGCAAUGGACACCCAACACCGUCCAGCCCGAACAAAACUCCCCCUCCCCCCUCCCCUUCUUCCACCUCCUCGAGCGCCUCAAAACCACCAAACGCGAAGGCUGGCGCCGCUUCGGCAUCGACCACGGCGAAUCGAUCGCCGACCACAUGUACCGCAUGUCCAUCAUCACGCUCCUGUGUCCGGCGUCUCUCUCCUCCACAUUGGACAUCCCGCGGUGCACGAAGAUGGCGCUGAUACAUGAUAUGGCUGAGAGCUUGGUGGGGGAUAUCACGCCGGUGGACGGGGUGACGAAGGGAGAGAAGAGUCGAAGGGAGAGCGAGACGAUGGAGUAUAUAUGUCAAGGGUUGCUGGGGGGUGUGGGGGGAGGGGAGGCGGGACGGGGGAUGAGGGAGGUGUGGAGGGAGUACGAGGAUGGGGAGACGAGGGAGAGCAUGUUCGUGCAUGACGUCGACAAAAUCGAGCUCCUCCUCCAAAUGCUCGAGUACGAACGCUCGCACCACGGCCGCAUCGAGCUCGGCGAGUUCAGCCACGUCGCGAAGCGCAUCGCGAUGCCGGAGGUGCAGGCCUGGGCGGCGGAGCUGCUGGCGGAGCGGGAAGGGUUCUGGGCGACGUUAGGCGGGAAGCCGAAGGGCGUCGGGGAGGUUAGUGAGGAGCGGAGACGGCUGCAGGAGGCGUAUUAUGCUGGGCAUGGUCAUGGGGAGGUGAAUGGUGCGAAUGGGACGGCGAGCUGA
This is a messenger RNA of Saxophila tyrrhenica, 819 nucleotides long. RefSeq lists its product as uncharacterized. Gene Ontology annotation, molecular function: 5'-deoxynucleotidase activity. Bases 1 to 819 code for a protein of 272 amino acids. NCBI's taxonomy places the organism in Eukaryota, Fungi, Ascomycota, Dothideomycetes, Mycosphaerellales, Extremaceae. The transcript has 4 exons. The record is from RefSeq and is a predicted model, not a curated record. Gene Ontology annotation, cellular component: cytoplasm.